AUGGAGAAGACGUACUCACUAACUGCCCACUAUGAUGAGUUCCAGGAAGUAAAACAUGGAGGUCGGUGCCAUGUGGGGCGAACCCGAGGAGGGACCUUGUCAAACGGUCGAAACAAAGAUCCAAGCAGCGCCAGCAGCAGUGGAGGGCUUCCUCGAUGGAGCCGGAGGGAGAUCUGUCUCCUCUCUGCACUGGUCUUUGCUGGAGGCAUGUGUGUUAUCUUGGGCAGCAUGCUGGCACUCAAGUACAUUUCCCUGGACGCCAUGCAGGACCCGCAGUGCCGACAAGACUGCCAACGCAAACGCUCCCUGCUGCGCACGGCUCGCUUCGUUCAGUCCAAUAUUGACCCAACCAUCCAGCCCUGCCAGGACUUCUACUCCUUUGCCUGUGGUGGUUGGUUGAGGCGCAACCUCAUCCCAGACGACAAGCUCAGCUAUGGCAUCAUCACAGCUAUAGGGGAGCACAACGAGGAGAAACUACAGCACCUCCUUCUGGAGCCAGUACGGAGGCGUGGGCCCAACUCGGCGGAGCGCAAGGUCAAGGAGUUCUACAGAUCUUGCGUCAACAUCCAGGAAAUCGACAAGCUCGGCUCUGACCCUAUGACAGAGGUGAUAGACAGCUGUGGGGGCUGGGACCUGGUGGGGGCUCCUCCGGGUGCUGCUGGGUGGGAGAGCGAAGGUGCACCACAGAGGCCGGACUUCGAUGAGCUAUUGUACAGGACACAGGGGGUGUACAGCACUGCCGUCUUUUUCUCCCUCACUGUCAAUGUGGAUGAUAAAAACUCCUCCAGGAACGCUAUCAGGGUUGAUCAGGAGGGGCUCACACUCCCGGAGAGAACCCUCUAUCUGGGAGAGGAUGAGGACAGUGUAAAGAUCCUGGCGGCGUACAAGGCCCUGAUGGAGCGCUUGCUGAGCAUGCUGGGAGCUCAAGAUUCCACGCAGAAGUCCAAGGAGAUUAUACAGCUGGAGACUCGUCUGGCUAAUAUAACUGUGUCCGAAUAUGAUGACCAAAGAAAGGACAUCAGCACCAUGUACAACCGCAUCACCCUGAGGGAGCUACAGCGCAUCGCUCCUAGUCUUCACUGGAAACGGCUGCUGGACAAAAUCUUCCUCGAAAACCUCUCGGAGGACGAAGAGAUCGUGGUGCUGGCUACUGACUACUUACAGAAAGUCUCUGACAUCAUCAACACCACUUCAAAGAGGGUUCUCCAUAACUACAUGCUGUGGCGCAUUGUGGUAGCGCUGAGCGAACACCUGUCCACCGCCUUCCGCAGCAUCAUCCACGAGUUCUCUCGGGAGAUUGACGGCACAGAGCAGCAGUUGGAGCUGGGCCGGCUCUGCCUCACACAGGCCAACAAACACUUUGGCAUGGCUCUAGGAGCCCUGUUCGUCCACCAGCACUUCUCCUCACACAGCAAGGCUAAGGUACAGGAGCUGGUGGAGGACAUCAAACACUCCCUGGACCUCCGUCUGCAAGAUCUGGACUGGAUGGAUGAGGCCACCAAGGAGGCUGCCAGAGCAAAGCUGAAGCACAUGAUGGUGAUGACAGGAUACCCAGACUUCCUGCUCAAACCUGAGCUCAUAGAUCAGGAAUAUGGGUUUGUCGUGGAUGAGAAGACCUACUUCAAGAACAUCCUCAACAGCAUCAAGUUCAACAUCAAGCUGUCGGUCAAGAAGAUCCACGAAGAGGUUGACAAGAACGCGUGGCUUCUCCCCCCCCAGGCCCUUAAUGCCUACUACCUCCCUAACAAGAACCAAAUGGUCUUUCCUGCUGGCAUCCUUCAGCCCACUCUCUACAACCCUGAGUUCCCACAGUCUCUCAACUACGGAGGAAUAGGAGCUAUCAUUGGUCAUGAGAUAACACAUGGAUAUGAUGACUGGGGGGGCCAGUACGACAGCCAUGGCAACCUCAAACAGUGGUGGACGGAGGACUCCUACAGGAAGUUCCAAAGGAAAGCUGAGUGUAUCGUCAAGCUCUACGAUAACUUCAGUGUUUAUAACCAGAGGGUGAAUGGUCGUCUGACACUGGGGGAGAACAUAGCAGACAUGGGCGGGCUAAAGCUGUCGUACUUUGCGUACCAGAAGUGGGUGAGGGAGCACGGUCCGGAGAGGCCACUGCCUGGACUCAAGUACACUCACGAGCAGCUGCUCUUCAUUGCCUUUGCACAGAACUGGUGUAUGAAGAGAAGAUCUCAGUCCAUUUACUUGCAGCUGCUGACUGACAAACACGCGCCAGAGCACUACAGAGUGAUCGGCAGCGUCUCCCAGUUUGAUGAGUUUGCCCGUGUGUUCCACUGUCCCAAGGGUUCCCCAAUGAAUCCUGUAGACAAAUGUUCCGUAUGGUGA
This is a messenger RNA of Limanda limanda (common dab), 2343 nucleotides long. RefSeq names its product endothelin-converting enzyme-like 1 (gene ecel1). The transcript is spliced from 18 exons. Gene Ontology annotation, molecular function: metalloendopeptidase activity. Gene Ontology annotation, biological process: protein processing. The coding region runs from base 1 to 2343 and encodes 780 amino acids. Gene Ontology annotation, cellular component: plasma membrane. NCBI's taxonomy places the organism in Eukaryota, Metazoa, Chordata, Actinopteri, Pleuronectiformes, Pleuronectidae. The record is from RefSeq and is a predicted model, not a curated record.